Molecule: messenger RNA, 3037 nt
Organism: Danio aesculapii
Lineage: Eukaryota; Metazoa; Chordata; Actinopteri; Cypriniformes; Danionidae
Gene: cpeb2
Product: cytoplasmic polyadenylation element binding protein 2
Exons: 11
Coding region: 271-2463 (730 amino acids)
Biological process (GO): negative regulation of cytoplasmic translation
Cellular component (GO): nucleus; synapse; neuron projection
Molecular function (GO): translation factor activity, RNA binding; mRNA regulatory element binding translation repressor activity; mRNA 3'-UTR binding
Source: RefSeq, a predicted model, not a curated record
UUAAUCCUCUGCCGCAGCAGCAGAUCAGCCGGUAACGCGAGGAGGGGGAUGCGCGGUCGGUCGCACGGACGGACGGCUAGAUCGGCUAAAAAAAGCCGCAGACAAUUAAAUCCGCGAACAAUCUUUAUAGCGUGCAAAAAGGCGACCGACGCGACCGAAAGCUCCUCCUCUCGCGCUCCAAGCAGGCUUUAGGAAGUUCUAGGACUCAGUGUCUUUCUUAUUGUUCCCGAGCAGGCCUGGGUGGACGUACGAGAGCUUUGACGCAAUUAAAUGGGUGAUUACGGCUUCGGCUUGAUACAGACAGCGAACACCAACACCGCCAUCAUCAGCGGACCCGCGCUCUUCGGCGGAGACGCGUUCACACCCUACCGCAGCGCGUCCCCCGUGCGCCCCAGCAGCUCGCCUCGGGUGUCCCCUCUCUUCCUGUCACAUCAGCGCAACAUGCAGGAUGAGCCUGCGGGGUUGACAGCCUCUCAGUCCAGUAGCGAGCAGAGCAGCCGUUUUUCCACCGCUGGUCACGCGCAGACAGCCAGUGACCUUCAGCACGACCGGAACAUACAUCAGCAGGCUGAUCCGCAGCCGCCGUACUCCACCUCCUCCUCAUCCUCCUCCUCCUCUUCGUCCAGCACGGGCCUGGACACCGAUGCGCCAUCGUCCAAGGUGAACAUCCAGAUGGAGUCCCCGAGCGCGCACCACAUUAACAACGGCACAGGCGCCAAUAACAUGCUCGCGGGCGCGUUCCCGGAGAUGCAGAACCCCGGGGGCGGCGGCGGCGGCUCGGCUUCCCCCACCCUGCCCGCUUUCGGUACGCCGUGGUCGGUGCAGACCAGCUCCCCUCCUCCGCCCGUCUCCAAUUCCGCGAACGCAAUAAAUCCGAUCCCCGCCACCACCGAGCCGGACACCUUCUACCCAGGCAUCCCCUCCUCCAUCAACCCCGGCUUCUUCCAGAGCUUCUCGGCCAACCCGUGCCCGGUGCAGGGCUUCAGCAGCCCGUUCUCCCCGCAGAUCAGCGUCCCCCCGCAGCCGCCGCAGAGCCGCCGGUCCCCGGUGAGCCCGCAGAUUCCCCCGCAGCAGCAGGGCGCCUUUCUGCAGCACAGGAACAACUACAACCACCACCAGCCCAUGAUGAAGCAGUCUCCGUGGGGCAGCCAUCAGGGCAGCGGCUGGAACUCUGGAGGCAUGUCCUGGGGCAGAGACCAUCGGCGCGGGGGUGGCAUGGGGAUGCCAGGCUCCAUCAACCAGAUCUCGCCCAUGAAGAAGCCCUUCUCCAGUAACGUCAUCGCUCCGCCCAAGUUCCCACGCUCCGCUGGCUCCCUGGGACCCAAAUCUUGGAUCGAGGAGAACAUGUUUCGCACCGACAACAACAGCAACACGCUGCUGCCCCUGCAGGAUCGCUCCAGGAUGUACGACAGCUUGAACAUGCACUCGCUGGAAAGCUCCCUGAUUGACAUCAUGAGGGCGGAGCAGGACCCGCUGAAGGGCCAUGUGGGAUGCCCACACCCAGGCGCUGACGGCCUACUCAUGCUCAAUGCCAGGAGCUAUGGCAGACGACGAGGACGUUCUUCACUCUUUCCCAUUGAUGACGGUUUACUGGACGAUGGGCAUGGGAAUCAGGGCGUCCCGGGUGUGUUGGGCUCUCCUCACUGUUACCCGCAUCAGAACGGCGAGCGCAUCGAGAGGUUUUCCAGGAAAGUGUUUGUGGGCGGCCUGCCUCCUGACAUCGACGAAGAUGAAAUCACAAGCAGUUUUCGGCGCUUUGGGCACCUGGUGGUUGAUUGGCCACACAAAGCAGAGAGCAAGUCUUACUUCCCCCCUAAAGGUUACGCUUUUCUCCUGUUCCAAGAGGAGACUUCAGUUCAGGCCCUGAUCGAAGCCUGUCUGGAGGAGGAUGGCAAACUCUACCUGUGUGUGUCCAGUCCCACUAUCAAAGACAAGCCUGUCCAGAUUCGCCCGUGGAACCUGAGUGACAGCGAUUUCGUGAUGGACGGAUCUCAGCCGCUGGACCCUCGUAAGACCAUCUUUGUAGGAGGAGUGCCACGUCCACUGAGAGCUGUGGAGCUGGCCAUGAUCAUGGACCGCUUGUAUGGUGGAGUGUGUUAUGCCGGGAUUGACACUGACCCAGAGCUGAAAUACCCAAAGGGGGCAGGGCGUGUGGCCUUCUCCAAUCAGCAGAGUUACAUCGCUGCCAUCAGCGCCCGAUUCGUCCAGCUGCAGCACGGAGACAUCGACAAACGGGUGGAGGUGAAGCCGUACGUGCUGGACGAUCAGCUGUGUGACGAAUGCCAGGGAGCGCGCUGUGGUGGAAAGUUUGCGCCGUUUUUUUGCGCCAACGUGACCUGCCUGCAGUAUUACUGUGAGUUCUGCUGGGCAAACAUCCACUCCCGCGCCGGCCGCGAGUUUCACAAGCCGCUGGUCAAAGAGGGAGCCGACCGACCGCGCCAGAUACACUUCCGCUGGAACUAAAGAUGCCGAUGAUAGACCAAGCAGAAAUAACACGUCUGUUGCGGGAUUAAAAAAAACAACAGAAAAAAAGAUGCUUAGUUUGGCCCCAAGCUGUCAGUAUAGAGUACAUAACCGUAUACAGUAUAUAGAGAAUAUAUAUGACUAUAAAUAUAUUAAUAUAUCUUUAUCUUUUGUAGCAGCCAGAAACACUACAAGCCUCAGUUUAUUUCACCAAACCACUUCUUUCUCCUCCCUCCCUGUACAUCUCAGGCUCGGAACAGAGUUUUUUUUUUUUGUGGUACGUUUGUUUUGUUUUUUUAAAGGAGAUUAAGAAAAAAAGAGAUUUUUUUGUAGUUUUUUCAAAUUAUUUUUAUAUGUGAGAUUUAUCGAGUAGAAUCGAGAAUGUUUUUCGCUUGGGGGGGCAGCCUGUGCGUUCUGUUCAUUCGUUCUGUGUGUCCGUCUGCUGCUAAAUCCCCCCCUAGUGGGCAAAGUGCGCAAUUGUCUCUGGAAAACCCUUGACGACGUAAUCUAAGAUGCCUGCCCUGGAUCUCGAACCAAAGGUAGCAAAAUGCGCGGCCUCAAAACGAGAUGCUUG